AUGAGUGCAAAAAAAGACAGUGGGAAAGAAGAGAAGCGAAAACGUAUUGAGGAAGACAAGAAGAAGAAAGAGGAGAGAGAACGUAAGAAAAGGGAGGAUGAGAAGCAAAAAGCUGAAGAAGAAAUGAAGAAGAAAGAGGAGGAGGAAAAGAAACAAGAAGAGGAGAACAAGAAAAAGCUCCAAGAGGAGGAGAGCAAGCGACAGCGUGAAGAGGCAGCAGCGCUUCUGAAGGAAAAGGAAGAAUGUCAACAACUACACCAGGAGGCAUGGGAGCGACAUCAGUACAGGAAAGAGAUGCGUAGUAGAAAUCAAAGUGCCCAAGAUUGUCGUCCUGAAGAAGCGUUUUUCAGUCGAUUGGAUUCUAGCCUCAAGAAGAACACUGCUUUUGUCAAAAAAAUUCGAACACUCACUGAACAGCAACGUGACUCGCUCUCUAACGACUUUGGAUCGCUCAAUCUAAGUAAAUAUAUUGGAGAGGCAGCUUGGAAAAAGCACUUUGAAGCCAGGAAAGAGGAUAAGACCCCUAAUGUGAGUAAGCUUCGUACAGACCUGCGCUUCAUAGCAGAGCUCACCGUUAACUUUUUGCGCGAAUACUUUACUUCUCUUGCCAAACAUCUCAAGAAGGACCACAGAGAGCUACAGAACAUUGAGAGACAGAAUCGACGGAUUUUGCAUUCAAAAGGAGAAUUGAGUGAGGACAGACAUAAACAGUAUGAGGAGUUUGCAACUUCUUACCAAAAGCUAUUGGCCAAUACUCAGUCCUUGGCUGAUUUGCUUGAUGAAAAUAUGCCUGAGUUACCUCAAGACAAGACGGUGCAAGAAGAGCACGGCCCUGGAAUUGACAUUUUUACUCCUGGCAAGCCUGGAGAGUAUGACUUGGAGGGAGGAAUAUGGGAAGAUGAAGAUGCCCGAAACUUUUAUGAAAAUUUAGUGGACUUAAAGGCAUUCGUUCCAGCCAUCCUCUUCAAAGAUAAUGAAAAAACUAACCAGGCAAAAGACAAGGAUGACAUCAAAGAUGGUAGAGAGGGAAAGGAUGCCGCUGCUGCGGAGGAGCUUGAGUUGGAAUUGGAGGCUCUGGAUAUUGCAGAUGAACCACUCGAUUUGGAGGGACCCGAAGAAACAGAAAAUGAAGAACUUGCCAAAAAACUUAUGGAUGACCAAGAACAAGAAGAUGAAGAGGCCAACACCGGCUCACACCUGAAGCUCAUUGUAGAUGCUUUCAUCCAGCAGCUUCCCAACUGCGUGAACAGAGACCUCAUUGAUAAGGCUGCAAUGGACUUUUGUAUGAACAUGAACACCAAGGCUAACAGGAGGAAAUUGGUUAGGGCUUUAUUUACAGUCCCUCGGCAAAGACUUGAUUUGCUACCAUUUUAUUCUCGCUUGGUAGCCACUCUUCAUCCUUGUAUGUCGGAUGUGGCUGAGGACCUUUGUUCCAUGCUAAAGGGGGACUUCAGAUUUCAUCUUCGUAAGAAGGACCAGAUAAAUAUUGAAACCAAAAACAAAACGGUCAGAUUCAUUGGGGAACUGGCCAAGUUCAAGAUGUUUUCUAAAACUGAUACACUUCAUUGUCUUAAGAUGUUGCUUUCAGAUUUCACUCACCACCACAUUGAAAUGGCAUGUACACUGCUCGAGACCUGUGGAAGAUUCCUCUUUAGGUCACCUGACUCUCAUCUGCGCACUAGUGUCCUUCUGGAACAAAUGAUGCGCAAAAAGCAAGCUCAGCACUUGGAUUCCCGUUAUGUAACAAUGGUGGAAAAUGCUUACUAUUACUGUAAUCCCCCUCCAAUUGAGAAAGCAGUAAAGAAAAAGAGACCUCCGCUGCAGGAAUACAUCCGCAAAUUACUUUACAAAGAUUUAUCCAAAGUCACGACUGAGAAGGUUUUAAGGCAGAUGCGAAAGUUGCCCUGGCAAGACCCGGAGAUCAAAAGCUACCUGAUCUGCUGCAUGGUCAACAUUUGGAAUGUCAAAUAUAACAGUAUCCACUGUGUGGCCAAUCUACUGGCUGGACUGGUGGCUUACCAAGAAGAUGUGGGUAUUCAUGUGGUAGAUGGAGUCCUUGAGGACAUUCGACUGGGAAUGGAGGUCAAUCAACCAAAAUUCAACCAACGUCGCAUAAGCAGUGCCAAGUUUCUUGGUGAACUCUAUAACUAUCGUAUGGUGGAUCCAUUGGACCCUCCAGAACACCUGUUCCGUAUCCGCCUGGUUUGUACGUUGCUUGACACUUGUGGUCAAUACUUUGAUCGAGGCUCCAGCAAAAAGAAGUUGGACUGUUUCCUCAUAUAUUUUCAGAGGUACAUUUGGUGGAAGAAGAGUGUGGAUAUUUGGAACAAAGACCACCCGUUUCCUAUCGACAUAGACUACAUGAUCACUGAUACUCUGGAACUGCUGCGCCCCAAAAUGACACUCUGUGGCUCCCUGGAAGAGGCCAGUAAGCAGGUUACUGACCUGGAAAGAGAGGUGCUGGUCAAACUAGGUAUGGCCAUGGAGAAGGAUGGUCGCUCGAGCGCCAUGAGUGAAUCUGAAGCUCUUGAUGAGGAGGAUGAUGAUGACGAUGAAGAGGGUGGUGCUGAGACUGAGGAGCAGUCUGGCAACGAAAGUGAAAUUAAUGAACAAGAAGAAGAUGAUGUUUCAGACAAUGAUGAAGAAGAACAUGAAGAGGAGGAUGAGGAGAACACUGACUACCAAACAGAUUCCAACAAAGAAAAUGAGACCGAUGAAGAGAACAAUGAGGUGACUAUCCGUGGUGGAGGACUAAAGCAUGUGGCCUGCGCUGAAGACGAGGACUUUAUACAGGCUCUGGAUAAGAUGAUGCUGGAAAACCUUCAACAGCGUAGUGGUGACGCAGUGAAGGUGCACCAGUUGGAUGUGGCCAUUCCCCUGCAGUUGAAGAGCCAGUUGAAAAAGGGUGUUGCUGGGGCCCCGUGUAUCGAAGAAGGAGAUGGGGAAAUAUCUGACACUAUGCAAUUUGUCAUGCUCACACGCAAAGGCAACAAGCAGCAGUACAAGAUUCUAAAUGUGCCGCUGUCAUCGCAUCUGGCAGCAAACCACUUUAAUCAGCAGCAGGCAGAACAAGAGGAGCGCAUGAGAAUGAAGAAACUCACCUUGGACAUUAAUGAACGACAGGAGCAGGAGGACUACCAGGGUAGUCAAGAAAUGAUGCAGUCCUUGGCUCAGCGUCCAGCCCAAGCGAACACCAACAGAGAGCGCAGGCCUCGUUAUCAGCACCCAAAAGGGGCACCUAAUGCAGACCUCAUCUUCAAAACCGGUGGAAGGAGACGUUGA
Molecule: messenger RNA, 3282 nt
Organism: Knipowitschia caucasica
Lineage: Eukaryota; Metazoa; Chordata; Actinopteri; Gobiiformes; Gobiidae
Source: the annotation of a GenBank genome assembly